Molecule: messenger RNA, 4728 nt
Organism: Closterium sp. Yama58-4
Lineage: Eukaryota; Viridiplantae; Streptophyta; Zygnematophyceae; Desmidiales; Closteriaceae
Source: the annotation of a GenBank genome assembly
AUGUAUGCUGUGACUAUUAGUGAUGAGGGUGACUGUUACCGGUGUUUCCCGCCUGACCCAGGCAUAGAGGCUGCUGCGCUAGGUACUUGUGAGGCUGCUGCUCUAGGUGCCAGUGCGUCUGCUGCCCCAGGUGCCGGUGAGUUUGCGCUCUCAGGUGCUGCGUCGCCCCCGGACACCCACACCUUCACCCUUGACUCGGGUGCUUCCCGCUCCUUCUUUCGAGACUGCACCACUCUCACACCGCUCAGUCGGCCUGUUGCGGUCUCCCUAGCGGACCCCUCUGGGGGUCCUGUCCUUGCUCACUACUCCACUGUCCUACCGUGUCCAGCGGUCCCGUCUGGCUCCCUGUCGGGUCUCUACCUCCCCUCGUUCUCUACGAACUUGGUGGCGGGUGCUGACCUCCAGGAUGCAGGAGUUGACCAGUUCACCCCUGCGCGUCAGCGGGUGACCCACUGCACUUGUGCGGACACGGGCCGCCACUUGGCCACGUUUGCUCGUCGGCCAGGGUCGAGCCUGUACACACUGACUACUGAGUCUUCCCCAGUCACUGAGUCUGCUCAGGUAGCCGCGUCGGGUCAGGUGUUUGCUGCGGCGUCCAGGUCUGGUCCUGAGUCUGCCCCCUGCUCGUGUCGUCUCCUGUCUCACCGGACUCUCCUCUGGCACCACCGUCUUGGUCACCCCUCCCUGCCUCGCCUUCGAGGCAUGGCUUCCCGUCUUCUUGUUUCUGGUCUCCCCCGGUCCCUCCCUCCUCUUCCUCCGGGGCCUGCCCCCACCUGCGUUCCCUGCGUCGAGGGGCGGCAGCGCGCUGCUCCUCACUCCUCCGAGUUUCCUCCGACAGAGGCUCCGCUGCAGACGCUUCACAUGGACGUGUGGGGCCCAGCCCGCGUCCGUGGGCAGGGUCAGGAGCGCUACUUCCUGCUGGUGGUUGACGACUACUCGCGUUACACCGCAGUCUUCCCCUUGCGCAGCAAGGGUGACGUCACUGAGGUGUUGAUCGCCUGGAUCCGCGCGGCUCGUCUCCAGCUCCAGGAGAGUUUCGGCUCCGACUUUCCUGUUCGGCGUCUGCACUCCGACCGAGGCGGAGAGUUCUCCUCUGACCUUCUGCAGACCUUCUGUCGCACACGAGGCAUCCGCCAGACCUUCACGCUUCCGGACUCUCCGCAGCAGAAUGGGAUUGCUGAGCGCCGCAUCGGCAUGGUCAUGGACGUCGCUCGUACGUCCAUGAUCCAUGCGGCUGCUCCCCAUUUUCUGUGGCCGUUUGCGGUUCGGUACGCGGCGCAUCAGCUCAACCUUCACCCCCGGGUCUCCAUGCCGGAGACCUCCCCUGCUUUGCUGUGGACGGGGAAGGUUGGUGAUGCGUCGCGUUUUCGGGUCUGGGGAUCUAGGGCGUUUGUCCGCGACUUGUCUGCGGACAAGCUGUCCUCUCGUGCUGUUCCCUGCGUCUUCCUUGGCUUUCCCCCUGACGCGCCAGGCUGGCAGUUCUACCACCCCACCUCGCGCCGUGUCUUCGCGUCCCAGGACGUCACCUUUGACGAGUCGGUUCCCUACUACCGUCUCUUCCCCUACCGCACUGCGUCCCUCCCUCCCCCGCCGCUCUUCCUUACACCAGGCCCCCCUCCGGUAGACCCCCUUCCCCCUCAGGGUCCUGCUCCCUCAGGUGUGUCCCAGGUAGAUGCAGUUGAGCCAGUCGAGGUAGCUGUUGACUCUGGUACUGCUGGUGGUGCUGAGCCUGGGGGUGCUGGGUCUGGGGGUGCUGCGACUGGGGGUGCUGAGCCUGGGGGUGCUGAGCCUGGAGGUGCUGCGCCUGGGGGUGCUGCGCCUGGGGGUGCUGCGCCUGGGGGUGCUGAGCCUGGGGGUGCUGAGUCUCGGAGUGCGGAGCCUGAGAGUGCUGGACCUGCUCGUCCGGCGUCUGGUGGUGCUGAGCCUGGCGGUUCCUCCGGUGCUUCGUCCCGGCGGGAGCUGCUCUCUCCACAGGAGCUGCGUGAGUGGUUCGCCCGGCGCUGGCGACGUGCUGCUGGAGCUGGUGGUGCUGCAGGAGCUGGGGGUUCUACUGCUGCUGAGAGUGCUGGUGCCGAGGGUCCCAGAGGUGCUCGUACCGAGUGUACUGGAGCUGCUGACCCUACGAGUGCUCCUCCUGCUGGAGCUGGUGGUGCUGCUGGUGUUGCUGGCGCUGGAGCUGCUGGUGCUGCUGGAGCUGCUGGUGCUGCUGGUGCUGCUGGUGCUGCUGGUGCUGCUGGUGCUACUGGCGUUGGUGCUGCUGGAGCUCCUGGAGCUGGAGCUGCUGCGUCUUCGGGUGGUCCGGCUGGAGCUGGAGCUACUGGGGGUGUUGGCGCUGGGGGUGCUCCUGGCGCUGGUGCUGCUGGGGGUGCUGGAGUUGGAGCUGCUGGAGUUGCGGGUCUUCCUGGUGCUGGUGCUCCCGCUGGGGGCGCUGGUGCUGUUCCUGCUGGCACUGGUGGAGCUGCGCGGCCGCGGCCGUACUUCGUUCCGCUCCUUGAGCAGGUUCUUGGUCUUCCGUCCUCUCUUGGUCCUGCUCCUGCCUUAGAGUGUCCGCCUCCUGUCCAGUCUGAGUCACAGUUACAGCCACCUUCCCCGCUUCCUUCUCCUUCUCCCUACACUGGUCCUACUGGAGGUCUUGCUGAGCGUCGUGAGCCUGCGUCUCGCCCUGCGUCGCCUGUCCGUGCUGCUCGCACUAGUGGUCGUGGUUCGCGUCAGCGUCCUCCCCCUGUCCCCGGCACGCACCGGAUGUCUCUGCGUCCUUCCACUGCUCCGCUGCGUGCCCCUUUGCCCUCUCCUCCAGCGUCCUCUCUUCCUGAGCUUCCUGACCCGGAGUCGGACUCCCUUCGUGCUGCGCGUCCUACUGUCACGCGUCUCCUUGCUACUGUCGUCACUGACCCUUCCUUUGAGUCUACUGCUGCGUCUGCCCUAGUUGCUGAGCUUGUCGACUUCGCUGCUCGCUGUCGCCUAGACUACGCUACCAGUCUCGUCGCUGAGUCUGAGUCUGUCUGUCCUCCGUCCGUCGGGGGUGAGUGUGCUCUUGGCACGGACGUCCUAGAGGACAGGCAGGAGGAGUUCCAGUGCUUGGCUGCUGUUUCACCUCAUCUCGUGUCCAUGCUGCUUGCCCCUGAGGGAGACCCGGAUGCACUUGACAUCCCGACUCCGCGCUCUUACGCGGAGGCGAUAGAGGGUCCCUACUCCUCUCAGUGGCAGGCAGCCAUGGACGCAGAGAUGGCUUCCUGGAAGUCCACAGGCACCUACGUUGACGAGGUUCCCCCGCCUGGGGCGAACAUCGUCAGUGGCAUGUGGAUUUUCAGGGUGAAGCGGCCGCCGGGUUCUCCGCCUGUCUUCAAGGCGCGUUACGUGGCUCGUGGUUUCAGUCAGCGGCAGGGAGUUGACUACUUUCAGACUUUCUCCCCCACCCCGAAGAUGACCACUCUUCGGGUACUGCUGCACAUAGCUGCUCACCGAGACUACGAGCUGCACUCUCUUGACUUCAGCACUGCUUUCUUGCAGGGCAGCCUUCACGAGGAGAUCUGGCUGCGCCGCCCACCUAGCUUCACUGGGACGUUUCCUCCUGGCACCCAGUGGAGCCUCCGGCGGCCAGUCUACGGUCUCCGCCAGGCGCCUCGUGAGUGGCACGACACACUGAGGACUACACUUGCGGCCCUUGGGUUUGCUCCUUCUACUGCCGACCCGUCGCUGUUUCUGCGCACCGACACUUCUUUGCCGCCGUUCUACAUCCUCGUGUACGUCGACGACUUGGUCUUUGCUACAGCUGACACUGCUGGACUUGCCUACGUGAAGUCCGAGCUGCAGAAGAGACACACGUGCACAGACCUGGGUGAACUGCGCAGCUACCUUGGCUUGCAGAUCACCAGGGACAGAGCACAGCGCACCAUUACCCUGACUCAGUCACAUAUGGUGCAGCAGGUCCUUCAGCGCUUCGGCUUCACGUACUCCUCGCCUCAGGCCACUCCUCUGCCUACGCGCCACUCGCUCUCAGCUCUGCCUUCGGAUGAGUCCGUAGAGUCGAGUGGCCCGUACCCAGAGCUUGUCGGCUGCCUCAUGUACAUGAUGACCUGCACUCGACCUGACCUUGCAUACCCUCUUAGCAUUCUGGCACGCUUUGUUGCUCCUGGGAGACACAGACCAGAGCACAUGGCUGCAGCGAAGAGGGUGUUGCGCUACUUGUGCAGUACGUCGGGCAUGGGGCUUGUGCUUGGAGGGCAUAGUUCAGUGGUCCUCACUGGUCACGCAGACGCUUCUUGGGCUGACGACCAGGCUACGCAGCGGUCGUCACAGGGUUACACCUUCAGCCUUGGUUCCGGCUCUGUUUCUUGGCGGUCUACCCGCUCGUCUUCUGUUCUCAGCUCCAGUUGUGAGGCUGAGAUCUACGCAGGGGCCAUGGCUGCACAGGAGCUACGCUGGCUCACCUACCUGCUGACUGACCUGGGAGAGCGUCCUCGUUCUCCUCCAGUGCUGUACGUAGACAACAAGGCCAUGCUGGCCUUGUGUCAUGAGCACAGACUGGAGCACAGAACGAAGCACAUCGCUCUCCGCUACUUUCUUGCUCGUGAGCUGCAGCAGCGUGGUCAGCUGCGCCUUGCUUACGUGGCCUCUGAGGCCAACACUGCUGAUAUCUUCACUAAGGCACUCGCGCCUUGUGAUCAUCAGCGCUUCUGCACUCUGUUAGGUCUUGUACCUACCUUGCCUCACUUGCUUACUUCUUGA